Molecule: messenger RNA, 1004 nt
Organism: Seriola aureovittata
Lineage: Eukaryota; Metazoa; Chordata; Actinopteri; Carangiformes; Carangidae
Product: nebulin-like
Exons: 2
Coding region: 401-730 (109 amino acids)
Biological process (GO): cardiac muscle thin filament assembly
Cellular component (GO): Z disc
Molecular function (GO): actin filament binding
Source: RefSeq, a predicted model, not a curated record
CAGUGUGUGCAGGACGGGUGUCACUUAUUAUAUUAAAUUAUUAUAUAAAUUAUAUAGUUAAUCUGCUCUUAAUAAAUCUGUCAACACUUUCAUGUUUCACAAUAAAAGCCUUCAACAAAAAUUGAAGUUUCCUGCAAAUUAACAGGAAACAAACUUCAGAAAACACAAAAUAAAAAAGAUUUGAUGGUAAAAAGAUGAAAUUUAAAGCAGUUCAUGCAGCAGCUGGUUUUCCACUUGAUGAUGUGUAGUACUUCCUGUUUCAUCUGUUUUUCUCACCUCACAAUGACUGUGUAUUUGAACUGUACCUGCUCAGGUGAGACUGAAAUCAUUGCAGGUUGCAGAGCGGCGUGUUUCAGUUCAGUGUUAUUUUAUUGGUUGGUUUGAACCCUGAACGUGACGGAUGAUUUCAGUCCGUGCGAACACAGUCGGUGUUUUCCCAAAUGACUGUCCCUUCCUCUCUGAAGACCUGAAGGUGUGGAGGACAGACCCAGGCUCCAUAUUUGACUUUGACCCUCUGGAGGACAACAUCCAGUCCAAGAGCCUCCGCAGGAUGUCUGAGCGGGCCGACCGCCGGCUGAGCAGGCAGCACUCCCAGCAGUCUCUGACCCACAGCCAGGCUCAGUCUGUUAGCUCGCUGACCUCUGACCUCUGGGACCGCAGCAGCACCGAAACGCCUGGUAUUUUUAUUCUAAUUCAGGCUAAAGGCUGGAAGCUAAAGGCUAACGGCUAACAGCACGGACAGACACACUCACACAUGAAAGUCGUACUUGUCUGUGGUUGUUUCGUCUCUAAUCCACAAAUCCACCUGACUCGCUCACAGUCUCCUGCAGGUUCAAGUGUGUGUGAAGAGCACAGAGUGUUUUUAUGUUGUUUUAACAGUUUGAAUCACAUGACUUCACAGUGUGUUCGCAGCAGAGGAGGCUCCCCAUCGUCUCAGACAGAUGCAGGAAACACCUUUCAGACGGACUUAUUCUCUCUCUCUCUCUCUCUGUGUUUGUGUGUCU